This is a messenger RNA of Monopterus albus (swamp eel), 2843 nucleotides long. Its product is annotated as leucine-rich repeat neuronal protein 3-like. The transcript has 3 exons. Gene Ontology annotation, molecular function: protein binding. The record is from RefSeq and is a predicted model, not a curated record. The coding region runs from base 837 to 2843 and encodes 668 amino acids. Lineage: Eukaryota; Metazoa; Chordata; Actinopteri; Synbranchiformes; Synbranchidae.
UUGCUGUGGGGACACAGGGAUCAGCCGACUGACGGCUCACAGAGCCAAUUGUAUUCAUCCACAGACGUGGAGCUGAACGCUCAUUGGCCGGUCUCUCGGCAGCUGAAUGUAUCAUCAUGUGUGUAUAAGUGUGUGUAUUUGUGCGCAUCGGUGUAUGUUAGCCUGUGUGUAACCGAGUGAUGGAUGAGCCCCUCUCCAACAGCAGAGGAGAAGAAGGAUGGAGGAAAGACAAACACAACCUAUCAUUCACUCUGUGUGUCUCCCUCUCUCUCCCAGUGCCCCCCCCAUCUCCCUGUCACUGUGGAGAGGCAGAGAGAAGACGUUUGUUCUCGGAGAUGCUCAAGGAAAACAGGAGAGACGCUGCUCGUGCUGGAUGUUAACGCGCGGCGCUGCAUUCCUUAAAUAAAACGCCCGAGCUGCUGCAACCAUGCGAGGAACGCCUGCACGGGUGUGAUGGAUUCGGCUUCUGCUGAUGGAAACUGACAACACUGACAGCGACGGAGGCUAAUAAUGAUGGAAAGCAGAAUGAUUCGUCCCCAGCCGGAGCCCCGAUACUCCUCCACCGUCCGUCUGCUGCACACCGCUGCACCCUGAAGGAUACAGUGACCUUGACAUAUUUCAGUGUGCUGUCAGCCUGGCACGGACCAAACUGAACGGUUGGCUCUCUUUGCCAAGAGCUGGAAGACGACAGGGCCAUAGCUUCAGGGAGCAGGCGUCAGCAGAAAUCCAUCCUUGUCUUGCUGCAGUAACAAAUGAGCUUUUAUUUGUGAAGUUAACAGCGCUAACAGCUGACUCCACAAGGGCCAUUUACUGGCUGAAGGGAAUACAGGGCCAAGAUGAAGGAGACAGCAGUUAUGGCUUGUUUGCUGGCUGCCAUAGCUCUGGCCUCUGGGGGGGGCGGUCACUGCCCCCCAUUGUGUCGAUGUGAGAUACGUCCCUGGUUCUCACCCAGCUCUGUUUACACCGAGGCUGCCACUGUGGACUGCAAUGACUUGGGCCUCUCAGUGCUCCCGGAGAGACUCCCCUCAGAAACACAAGUGCUGCUGCUCCAGACAAACAACAUCAUUAAUGUGGAGAAAACCUUGGAUUACUUGGCCAACAUCACUGAAAUCGACUUGUCACAAAAUAACAUUUCCUCUGUGAGCGGCGUAAAUCUGGGGCCUCUCCUCCAGCUUCUGUCGCUCCACUUGGAAGAGAACUACAUUCAGGAGCUUCCUGACAGCUGCCUGGCUUUUCUGCCCAACCUCCAGGAGUUCUACAUCAACCACAACCUGAUUUUCUCUAUCAGCCCCAGAGCCUUCUGGGGUCUGACCAGGCUGCUGAGGCUUCACCUCAAUUCCAAUCGACUGACAAGCAUCAACAGCCGUUGGUUCCUGCCACUUCCCAACCUGGAGAUCCUGAUGCUGGGAGAAAACCCCAUCCUCGAACUGUCAGAUAUGAACUUUAAACCUCUGACUAACCUCAGAAGCCUUGUGCUUGCCAGGAUGAAUCUCACUGAAAUCCCUGACAAUAGUCUGGUUGGUCUUGAGAACUUGGAGAGCAUCUCAUUUUUUGACAACCUGCUUAACCGAGUCCCCCGAGCAGCACUGACAAGAGUCCAGAACCUGAAGUUCCUGGAUUUAAAUAAGAACCCCAUUGAGAGGAUCCAGAGAGGGGACUUCAUGGAUAUGAUGCAUCUUAAGGAGCUCGGCAUCAACAGCAUGCCCAAGCUUGUAUCCAUUGACAGUUUUGCCCUGAGCAACCUCCCUGAGCUUACAAAAAUUGAGGCCACCAACAACCCCAGGCUGUCAUACAUUCACCCGAGGGCCUUCCACAAGCUCCCCAGGCUGGAGACUCUGAUGCUGAACAGUAAUGCUCUGAGGGGACUCCACCACAGCACUGUAGAACCCCUGCCCAACCUGAGAGAGGUUAGUCUGCACAGCAACCCCAUCUGCUGUGACUGCAUCAUCCGCUGGGUCAACAUGAACAGGACGGCAGUUCGGUUCAUGGAGCCUGACUUCUUGUUGUGUGUGGAACCCCCAGAGUACCAAGGCCAGCAUGUCCGACAGGUGCACUUCAGGGAGAUGACAGAGAUCUGCCUUCCUCUGAUCCCACCUGGAAGCCUCCCAGAUCGGCUCGAGGUUGGUAAAGGGAGCUCAGUGUCAUUACACUGCCGGGCGUUUGGAGAACCAGAGCCUGAGAUCUACUGGGUGACACCGCUGGGUGAAAGGGUCCUGCCGGGUAGUGUGUCUGAUAAGUACUACAUGUACCCUGAGGGAACCUUUGACAUCUACAAUGCCACAGAGCAGGAAGCUGGCUCAUACAUCUGCAUUGCCCACAAUCUUGUCGGGGCAGAUCUCAAGUCAGUGACAGUUGCGGUGGAUGGAUACUUUGCCCUGCCUUCAAACCAACCUUUACAUGUAUAUAUCACAUCUGUCCAGUCUCACUCUGUGAUGGUUUCCUGGAAAAGCACAGGUGGUUUGGUUUCACAGCUAAACUGGUCCAUCUUAGGCAAGGGCAGCCACCUCUUGAUGCCGCUCACAGUUUGUGUUGAGGUCACUGCAGCACAGCCUGGAUACAGCAGGCACUGUGUUAAUGUGACCACAAGGGAGGUAGAGGUCCCACGGCAAAACACAGAGAACUGGGACAGUCUGGUGGUGGCUGCUUGUGCUGUGUUUUUAAUCGCUGUUGCCGUGGCUUCUGGCGUCAUCUGCACAUCUCUCUACAGCCAGGUGUUUUACAGGAAGCUCAUAGCAGGCCCGGUGCCCAGCACUCAUUCCUCCUCUUCUUCUUUCCUGGGAUUUGGUGGAUCUGGGGUCAAAGUGAGGGCAACUGUAAUAGACCUAUCGGGUGACUCCAUUUAA